Molecule: messenger RNA, 3881 nt
Organism: Apis cerana (Asiatic honeybee)
Lineage: Eukaryota; Metazoa; Arthropoda; Insecta; Hymenoptera; Apidae
Gene: l(2)gl
Product: LLGL domain-containing protein l(2)gl
Biological process (GO): regulation of Notch signaling pathway; Golgi to plasma membrane transport; establishment of spindle orientation
Cellular component (GO): plasma membrane; cortical actin cytoskeleton; cytoplasm
Molecular function (GO): myosin II binding; GTPase activator activity; syntaxin binding
Source: RefSeq, a predicted model, not a curated record
AACUCCAGCCGAACGUAGACGAUUUUGGCCGAGCAUGGUCGAAUGUAACCGAAACAUAUGAUUGGUGGAAAGCCGACGCGACGGCAAAAGACAUGUCGCACCGCUCGAGGAAGAGACAACGCCGACAGAGAUGUUGAAGUUUAUCAGAGGGAAGGGCCAACAACCUACGGCCGAGCGACAGAAACUACAAAAGGAUCUUUUUGCCUUUCGAAAGACGGUGCAACAUGGAUUCCCAAAUAAGCCCACAGCCCUCGCAUGGGAUCCGAGUUUGCGGUUGAUGAUCAUUGGCACGGCAUCCGGCGCCAUUAAGGUAUUCGGUAGGCCAGGUGUGGAAUUCUAUGGACAACAUACCAUCGAAAGUGGAGAGAAUGCUGUCACGAAGAUCGUCGCUCUGCCCAACGAGGGACGCGUCGUUUCUCUCUGUGACGACAACUCUCUUCAUUUGUGGGAGAUUAACGAAAGUUCAGUCGUGGAAACCAAAUCGCUUUCGUUGGAAGGUAAAUUGAAGAAAAUCUCGGCGAUGUGUCUUGAGUCGAGCGGCGAACAUUUACUUCUGGGAACGGAAGGCGGAAACAUUUAUCUUUUGAACCUGAAAACAUUUGUGGUGCCUGACAACAUCAUUUACCAGGAUGUCGUAAUGCAAAACGUCCCAGAUGAUUAUAAGAAGAAUCCAGGAGCAGUCGAGGCGAUAGCGGAACAACCAGGUCAUCCAGACAAUAUUCUGAUAGGUUACAAUCGUGGCUUAAUGGUUUUGUGGAACAAAGCGACUCCUGGAGCCCAACAGCUGAUGGGUUUGUUUUCGCGUACGCAGACAUUCGUCUCCACGCAACAACUGGAAUCUGUCCAUUGGGUCUCCGAGACCCGUUUUGUUUCCUCCCACAACGAUGGAUCCUAUGCAUUUUGGAGUGAUAGCAGCGAUAGCAUGCUGGAGUCGACCACAUUGUAUGGACCGUUUCCGUGUAAAGCUAUCACUAAAAUUCUCGUCUAUCCAACCGCAGAGCUUAAAGAACUGGUCUUAUUUUCGGGUGGAAUGCAACGCGCGAGUUACGGCGAUCGUCAUACAAUUACUGUUAUGGUUAAAGGAAAACAUGUCGUUUUUGAUUUCACAUCAAAGGUGAUUGAUUUCUUCACUGUAUUUUCUAAGGAAGAGGAUGGAAAAGAUAUUCCUGCUAGUCCGGAAGCGCUCAUAGUAUUGGCUGAAGAAGAGAUAGUGGCCAUUGAUUUGACUAAUUCUGAAUGGAAAAUGAUGGCAUUACCUUAUUUAGUAUCUCUCCAUGCAAGUGCGGUCACUUGUUCACAACAUGUCCCAAAUGUUCCUGAAGAAUUGUGGGACAGUAUAAUCGCAGCUGGAAAAGCACAAACGGAACAUCUAUAUUCGGAUAAAUCAUGGCCUAUAGACGGUGGAAUUAUUCUUAAUCAAAAAUCGGGAAACGAUAAACCAAAAACCAGAGAAUUGUUACUUACCGGUCACGAAGAUGGCACCGUGAGAUUCUGGAAUGCGUCUGAUGUUGCUUUAACACCUCUUUAUAAAUAUAACACGUCCAUUCUGUUUACCGGUGAACAUCUAGAUGUUCUUGAACAACCACCAGAGGAUGAUGAGGAUGAGUGGCCACCAUUUAGAAAAGUUGGAACCUUUGAUCCAUAUUCCGACGAUCCAAGACUUGCGGUGAAAAAAGUUUUACUUUGUCCUCUGUCGUCGACGUUAGUGGUUGCUGGUACAGCUGGUCACAUAAUUACAGCUACCAUAUCAUCUGAACCUGUGAACAAAGAGAUCAAAGCUAUCACGAUGAAUAUUGUGAACGAUCGUGAUGGAUUUGUUUGGAAAGGUCAUGAUCAUCUUCCUGCGAGAACAACUAGUAUAUCUUUCGCAGUUGGUUUUCAACCGCAAAGUCUUCUUCAAUUAUAUCCACCAGCUGCGGUUACAGCAUUGGCUAUACACAGUGAAUGGGGAUUACUUGCAGCAGGCACAGCUCAUGGUUUAGCUGUUUUUGAUUAUACAAGAGGAAAGGCUGUUAAUGUAAAAUGUACACUUAAUCCAAAUGAUCUUUCUGGAGCCAGUGAUACACCGAUUUCUAGAAGAAAAUCAUUCAAGAAAUCAUUGAGAGAAUCUUUCAGAAGAUUAAGGAAAGGAAGAUCACAGCGACGAACAAAUGCUAAUAGUCCAACCAGAAAUACGACAUCGGAGAAAAAGAAAGAAACGCCUAGUGUUGCUUCUUCGCCAAGUGGCGAUCUUUCACCGGUAGAAUUGAAACCUGUGGAAAGACAAGUAGAAGCAAGACCUGUAGAUGAUGCGUUGGGAUCAAUGGUUCGAUGUUUAUAUUUUGCUAGAAGUUAUAUUAUAAGCAUGCAAAACACAACGCCUACGCUUUGGGCAGGUACCAAUAACGGUACAGUUUAUGUGUUCACAUUAGCAAUUCCUGCAGGCGUUAGAAGAACAGAAGAAGAUGUAAAUUGUACAUUAGGAAAAGAGAUUCAAUUAAAACAUAGAGCACCUGUAAUUGCAAUCACAAUUCUCGAUGGAUCUAGCGUACCGUUACCGGAACCAUUCGAAGCAGAAAAAGGCGUGAGUCCUGGACCAGAUAUGGCAUCACCACACAGAGUUGUAAUUGCUAGCGAAGAACAAUUCAAAAUCUUCAAUCUUCCAUCCUUGAAACCAUAUUGUAAAUACAAACUUACUGCACAUGAAGGUUCACGAGUAAGAAAAACAGGUUUUGCAAAAUUCACAUGCCCAAUGGAACCUGCGGGAACACAUGAAGAAACUUGUUUGUUAUGUUUGACCAAUCUUGGAGAUUGUUUAGUGCUCAGUAUUCCAGAAUUGAGAAGACAGCUUAACGCUGCUGCUAUUAAGAAAGAAGACAUCAACGGAAUUUCUUCGUUAACAUUCACAAAAGCUGGCGAAGCAUUAUAUCUAUAUUCAAGCUCGGAACUGCAACGAAUUUCAUUGUCGGCUAAUAAAGUGACAAAAGCAAACUGUGCAUUAAAUUUACCACCAAAUGCUAGAUCAUUUCCUGAAACUAACAACGAAGAUACUCAAGAAGAAGUAAUAAUCGAAGGUACACCUGAAACGGAAGGUGAAACAACCCAGGGAAGUCAACCGGUUACAAUGCAAAGGAUUACAGAGAAUGGUGUAGUAGGUUCUACCGGUGGUGAAGAAUCUCCGAAAGAAUCAUCUUUGCAACCAGCUGCAAGUACCAAUGAUGUAAACGCAGAAGACGAUCGUCAAGAUUUAAGCUCUAUUGGAGAUAUAACGAUCGAUAGCGUGAAGGAUCAUUUGCUUAACAGUUCACUUUUCAGAAAUGCAACGUCUUCCGAAGAACUUCACAAUCGUCUUGCAGGACUUAAAAUGGAGGUGACUUCACGAACUUCGGAAAUCUCUACUCAAAAUCAAUCGCUAGUUUUAAAGACUACUACCGUUGUUUCGCAAACAACCAACAAUACUACUGCUAAUGGAGAGAUCGAAACAAGUCAAACAAAUGAAACUCAACAAGUGAACAGCACUACAGUAGAAAGAGAGAUUCGCAGCGGUACUGAAACUACAACAACACAUGCUACAAUUACUCUACCUUCGAACGUCGAGGUCAUCAAACGGCACUGACAAUGAAAAUAUUGUGUUAAUUAGUAUCGGAUCUUACUUCAAUGUUAAGCCUAUAUUCCGCGAUCCAAAUGAAAGAUUUAUGAAUUUUUAAUGUUUCUUAAAAAUCGUGCAAUAUACAGAAAUUCUGUACUCAUUCAUAUACAAACUACCUCUCUUUUAUUAAUAUAAAAAAAAGACGACAAUUAGUAAUAUUAUUUUUUUUAAGACUUUUAACUGUUUUUACAAAAUUUGAAUGUGACGAAAUGAUAGGGCAUCUUUACAAGAAAUAAAAAUUUUAUCAAGACAA